CAUGGCGGACACGCUCAAGGAAGCGGAUCAGCUGUUCGACGAAUGCAAGUUCCGUGAGGCGUACGAGCUGAUCAGCAAGCAUCGGGAAGCGGUCCCCGAGUAUGACGCACUCUGGCGGUUGUGCCGUGCGAUUUAUUCGCUAACCCGUGAGCUUGCUGUGGAUGCGAACAACAAGAAGCAGUUGGAAGCGUUCAUCUUCGAGGGCUUUGGGUACGCGAGCCGGGCGUUGGAGCUCCAACCGAGUGCGGCCGCUGCCCAUAAGUACUAUGCGAUAUUCCUGGCGGAAAAGAGCGGCAUUGAGGGACUGAAGGAACGUGUCCUGCAGCUGAGCACGAUUCUGCGCCAUCUACGGCAGGCGACGGAACUAGAUGGGAGUGAUCCGUUCGCGUGGUUUGUGCUGGGGAGGUUCUACCACAAACUGGCCGGAUUGCCGUGGUUCCAGCGGAAGCUUAUUCACACUUUCACGACUGACAUCCCGGAUGCGACGUUCACGGAUGCACUGAAAUGUUUCGAUCGGGCUGAGCAUGAGCAACCGAACUUCUUCCCGUUGAACCAUCUGUUUCUGGGACAGACAUACAUCGAGCUGAAGGAUCCUGUGAAAGCGCGUGCGUUCCUCGAGCUGGCCGCUAACCAGACAAACCCGCGCACUGCCGACGAUCGGGAAGCUCAACGAGAGGCGACGGCACUGCUGAAGAAACUCUAGGCGCUCUAGCGAAUCUCAAUUACUCACUUUACCGCGUGUCCAUUUGCCGGGUCUUAUCGCGGAUGCCGGACGGAACAUGCAAAACAACCGAAAAAAAGAAUCGGAACCUUUCGGAACGUGCUGUGCGAACGCGGACAGGCUUG
Anopheles nili is the source of this 846-nucleotide messenger RNA. Its product is annotated as regulator of microtubule dynamics protein 1-like. Gene Ontology annotation, molecular function: microtubule binding. Bases 2 to 703 code for a protein of 233 amino acids. NCBI's taxonomy places the organism in Eukaryota, Metazoa, Arthropoda, Insecta, Diptera, Culicidae. Gene Ontology annotation, cellular component: spindle microtubule; cytoplasm; mitotic spindle pole. The transcript has 3 exons. The record is from RefSeq and is a predicted model, not a curated record.